AUGGGUAGGUUCAUAAAAAUUGAAAAUUUUGUAUUGUUAGGAUUAUUAUUUUGUUGGGGUGCAAAAGUAGAAAGCAAGCCGCUGGUGCAGGCUUUCUACGUAUUUGGGGACUCAACGAUAGAUUCAGGUAACAACAAUCAGCUGGCGACUGUUUUCAAAUCCAACUUUCCUCCCUAUGGAAUGGAUUUCCCCGGCGGCAUACCCACUGGACGGUUUAGUGACGGGAGGCUAGUAACAGACAUGCUAUCUAGUCUGAUGGGGCUUCCUGAUGAGCUGCCCGCAUAUUUGGACCCGAACUUCACAGGAGAACAAUUGCUCACUGGUGCUUCUUUUGGUUCAGCGGGUGCAGGAAUAGAUGAUACUACUUCGUUGCCCAUGGGUCUUAUAACUUUGUCUAAACAAUUAGACAAUUUUAAGAGUUAUAAGGAAAAGCUUGCAGCUAUGGUUGGCGAUAACAAUGCUACUGAGAUUAUAUCUGGAGCUUUAUUUGCUUUAAGCAUGGGAACUAAGGACUUUGUUGUCAAUUACUAUAUGAAUCCUAUCACAAGGGAAAAAUACACUAUUGACCAAUUUCAAGAUCUUCUCUUACAUGAUCUACAACCAUUUAUACAGAAAAUCUACAACGAGGGUGCUACCAAAUUUGUGAUCUUUGGUGUGCCUCCUUUUGGUUGUCUACCCUUGACAAUUACUUUAAACAAUCCAAUUAGUGGUACUUGUGUGGAUGACUACAAUAAUGUUGCUACUUCUUACAACAACAAGCUUGCACCUUUCAUUGAUUCUAUGAAAGCAAGUCUUCCAGCUCUUCAAAUUGCUUACAUAGAUAUAUACAACAAGUUCUUCAAUAUAAUUCAAGAUCCUACCCAAUAUGGGUUUGAAGAAGUAAGAAAAAGUUGUUGUGGGACAGGAAAGUUGGAGGCUGGUCCAUUAUGCAAUACAUUUAGCAAAGUGUGUGAUGAUGUGUCUAAACAUUUAUUUUGGGAUAGCAUUCAUCCAACAAGUAGAGCUUAUAACAUCAUUGCUAAUGAUGUAUUCAAACAAAUACAAGGGGUUAUAUUUUAA
Messenger RNA from Cryptomeria japonica (Japanese cedar), 1059 nucleotides. RefSeq names its product GDSL esterase/lipase At5g45960-like. The record is from RefSeq and is a predicted model, not a curated record. NCBI's taxonomy places the organism in Eukaryota, Viridiplantae, Streptophyta, Pinopsida, Cupressales, Cupressaceae. Gene Ontology annotation, molecular function: hydrolase activity, acting on ester bonds. The transcript has 5 exons. Bases 1 to 1059 code for a protein of 352 amino acids.